Ceutorhynchus assimilis (cabbage seed weevil) is the source of this 1792-nucleotide messenger RNA. The record is from the annotation of a GenBank genome assembly. Lineage: Eukaryota; Metazoa; Arthropoda; Insecta; Coleoptera; Curculionidae.
CGCGAAUAUAAAUACGAUUUUGCAGAACGCACAGCGCACCAUUCUGUCGCUGUUUUCCGCGCGAGGAACGUUCGAAUUUUCCGCAAGAGAAAAAAAAAAUCCGCUCGUAGAAGUUCGGAGGAAACUUAGUUUUCUUGUAUAACUAGUGCGAAGAAAUUCCUAGUUUGGCAGGAAUAUAAACACGAGUCCGGAGAAGUUUUUGCUUUUGGGUUUAAAUUAGAAAAGUUUUUGUCAGAACCGACGACCUCUUGCCAACAUGCCAAUCUCGGAAUUCAGAAAGAAGAAACUCCUCUAUGUUUUCCACGUAUUUUUCGAUGUAAAUCAAAGUGGAACGAUCGAUAGGAAAGACUUCGAAAUUGCUAUAGACAAAAUAUGCACCCUAAGAGGCUGGGAGAAAAAUAGCGAAACAUACACCAAAACAUUCCAGGCAAUGCUUGAGGUUUGGGAGGGUCUGAAACAGAGAGCCGACUCAAAUAAAGACGGCCAGGUGAGUGUAGAAGAAUGGGCCCUCAUGUGGGACGACUACUCGAAGAAUCCAGACAGCGCUCUGGAAUGGCAGAACCAAUAUCGGCGAUUCAUGUUCGAGUUGGAGGACGCCAGCGGCGAUGGUUGCAUCGACAAAGACGAAUACUCCAGUGUUUGCACUUGUUACGGUUUGGAAGCUCAGGAAUGUCGGGAAGCUUUCGAUAAAAUGUCCGGGGGCAAAGACUCAGUGUCCUACGACGAAUUCAAAGUUUUGUGGGAGCAAUUCUUCAAGUCAGAAGACCCAUCCGAGCCAGGCAAUUAUAUCUUUGGCAAGGCAAACUUCUAAAAUUAUAUUCAAAGAAAAAAAAAAGUAUUAUAUUUGUUACACAAAAUACAGAACGAAUAAUUAUUGUAUUAAUGUUAUCUUUAUUAUCCUGCAUAUCUUUAACAAAAAUAUCUUUAAUUACGAGAGAAUUAUGAUUGACCUUGUUCUUAAAAUAUUGGCAAGUUUUGAACCAUCAUUAUAUUGAGCACUUAUACUUAUUACAUAACUAUUGUAGAUUUUUGUUUAUUAUUGUUGUAAAUCUAAAAUAGCUGAGACAAAGGUGCGUUCUCACACAGGCAGUUGAUGUUGGCGCUAAUAUUAGUUUUGAAAUUCGUUUUCUAGGAUUUUUUAAGAGGUGUUUUGCAGCAGUUUAUUGCUCUGCUGUUUUAGGAUUGUUCAAGAAAUAGUCAGUAAUUAUUAUUGUCCUAUAACUUUUCUUUUGACUGUUGAUCAGCCCCUUUCAGUAAUAGAAAUAGGAGGAAUGUUCAGGAAGUUUUUAGUUCUUAAGUCAAAAUAUUAUCUAUUAUAUAGCAGUAAGUAUAUAUUUUAGGGUAAAGCACUUAAGUAGUUAACGUGUGUGUGUUAUUUGAUUUUUGAUGGAACAAAACUUGCAAAUUAAAGUUUCAAAAUAAUGGAGCAACAAGGUCUCUAAACCGAUCACACACAAAAAAAAGUGUAUAUUAUCUCGUUUUCUAAAAAACUAAAAACUCAUAAUUUUUAGUCAAUAUUAUACCUACUCUUCUAGUUAUCGUUAAAUGUAAAAAUAACAUUUAUAUAUUAUUAAAUAACCAUCAUUGUACUAAACUAAACGUCGUAUGUUGUCCCCAUAAAUAUAUUAUUGUACCUUCUAAGAGUAGAUAUUUGCCUUCUCCUAAGUUUAAAACAAAAACCAACUUUCUAUCAAAAAUAUCAAAUAAUAUGUGUAGAAGGAUGUUUAUGUACCUACCUAUUCUGAAAUUUUCUGUUUAAUUUCGGAACAAAUAAACCAUGUUAAUGUACGAA